AUGAGCCGCAAAGUGAUCGUUGAAUAUGACAGGCUUUUCCGCGGAACUAACGAAGCGCACCAGGAAGCAGAGGCAUCGGUCUUCGGUGAAAAAAGCGAAAAGUGUUUCGGUUGCAUUACGGCUACGAUCGAGCAAUGCAUUCUUCUUAUUCAGUCUUUGGCGACAAAACUGCACGUUAAAGCUUUGUUCGUUUCGCAGCAAGGAAUUUUGGAAAAGCUCUUAGACCUUGCCCUACAACAAGGAAGUGGCAACUCACGAGUGGCAAUAGAAAGCGUGCUUUGCAGCAUUGUGGUGGAUGAACCGCAGGCAACGAAGCAGGUGUGCGACGAGAUCACGAAACGAGUGUUGAAUGCCAUGCAAAGCACUUCAUCUCAGGAAGUUCUGAGCAGAAUGGUGCAGAACGACAUACACUUGUUAAUGUCGAUGAUUGCGGCUGACGACAAUUGUUGGGAGGAUAAACUUCGAUGCGUUUUCAAGUUGUUGUUCUCGAGUAUUGCUUGCGGAACGUGUGCUAGCAUGCAGACAGUCACAUUUCCUUGCCUUGUUAUUCUGCAGGAAGUCAUGAAACCAGUGUAUAAAGAGGAUAAGCUGACCGGGCAGCCGCAGGCGCAAUCAGAGUAUCAGUCGUCAGCGGAGAAACGUCAGUUGAGUCUUUCGGCAUGGCUGAACAAUUCGAUUGAAGACAGCUUUGACAAAUGGUCUAAGCUACCUAUUCCAGGACGCGGACAGUGGUUAGAAAAGACGUUGUUUUUUCCCAGUUCGGCGCAAGUACGUUUGUACACCGGUUCACUGCUGCGGCUGUUUCGUUCGGCACCUCUUUCGCAAAGGACUACCUUGUUGAACUUGGCUACAUCGUAUUUCUGGCGGCUGUCUGAGCACGGCGAAAAAGCAGAAGAGUUCUUCUUUUUCUAUGAGUACUUCGUUAGCGAUGAAACGAUGAAACAUUACCUGAGCUGUCACGGGUUCUUUCCUAAGAUGAAAACAAUGAUUUCGAAGGAAAUUUCCCGACUGACUACGCUUGACGAUUUUCAGAUGAGCAUCAAUAUUUCUCAAGGCUUCGUCAUUAGAGCUUACACCGAUAUUCUGUUGUCUCUUUAUCGUCUGGAAACCGUUCGUAAGCGAUGGGUCGGAGAGCUGCUGGAAACCGUGUUCAACGGUUACAUCGCCCUAAAGAAGCUGGUGAUCAACCGUACAAAACUUAUUGAUGAUGCCCAGUCUAAUUUCCUUAUGCUCCUUGAUUACUCGACUGUUAUGGAACGUCGAGUCCCUGAAUUCAUGCGUAUCUGUGUUCGUUCUUUGAAAGCCUGUUCGAUGAACGACAUCGUUUCGCCGGUGUUCAUUUUCGAACGCAUGUGUUCUGUCAUCUGUCCGGUAUGCGUUCGCUCGCUGACCCUGUGCUUUCUUAAUCUUUAAAU
Soboliphyme baturini is the source of this 1415-nucleotide messenger RNA. The record is from the annotation of a GenBank genome assembly. NCBI's taxonomy places the organism in Eukaryota, Metazoa, Nematoda, Enoplea, Dioctophymatida, Soboliphymatidae.